This is a messenger RNA of Perognathus longimembris pacificus (Pacific pocket mouse), 564 nucleotides long. RefSeq names its product lymphocyte antigen 6D-like. The record is from RefSeq and is a predicted model, not a curated record. The transcript has 4 exons. Bases 1 to 564 code for a protein of 187 amino acids. NCBI's taxonomy places the organism in Eukaryota, Metazoa, Chordata, Mammalia, Rodentia, Heteromyidae. Gene Ontology annotation, molecular function: acetylcholine receptor inhibitor activity.
AUGAGGCCGCUCUUGGUGCUGCUGCUCCUGGCUGCCGUGUGCGCUGCCCUGGCCCGGGCCCUGCACUGCCACGUGUGCUGCGGGCACGAGAACUGCGAGUCUCUCGUGGAGUGUGCCCUGACGGACAAGUUCUGUGUGAUCACGCGGGCCACCCACCCCGGCGGCAUCCUGGUCAUGAAGUCCUGCGCCUCCGUCUGCCCCAACGGCACCGUGUCCGCGGACGGCCGCGUCCUCUCCGUCUCCUGCUGCCAGGGCGGCCAGUGCGACCGCAGCGCGGCCUCCGGCCUGGCGGGCAGCCGGGCCGCCCUGUGGGCCGGCGCCUCCGCCAGCCUGCUGUGGGCGCUGCUCCGGGCCGCCUGCCUCCGCCACCCCCUCGUGAACCCCCUCGCCCACGGACCUGUGGAUCCUGCCGCCUACCCACCACGCACCCGUCCACCCACCACCUCCCCUGAGCUCGGGGGCGCAUCCCAGACCUGCCUGCCGGGGCCCCCUGGGCACCGCCGGCCCGCAUGGCAGCGACAGAACCCCGCCAGCCGGCGGCUAGGGGAACGCGGGCCUUCCUGA